GCGGACAGUCGUGUGGGGUCGGUGUCUAGGGGUGGCCACGCUGCUGUCUCUCGUGACCUGUGGUUUAGAUCGUGCUUCUCGCACUGCAACCGGCCAGCGAGGCUUCCCAACACCAGAGGAGGAGCUCUGUCCUAUGGAGGAUGCAGCCGCCGGCUGUGCACGCGUUUGUCCUCUGGAUGGUCGUCGUUUCAGUUCAUUGUCAGCAGCAGCGGUUCCGUGUCCGUCCGUCCAACGUGAGCGUGGUGGAAGGAGACAGCGCCAUCUUACGGUGUGAAGUGCAACACCAAGUCGGACAGCUCCAGUGGGCCAAGGAUGGAUUCGCUCUCGGUUACUCCCGGUCACUUCCCGGAUACGACCGAUACCGAAUGCUGGGUGACCCGGGGUCAGGAGUGCAUGACCUGGAGAUCACCAACGUGACCCUGGAGGACGACGGUCGGUUCCAGUGUCAGGUGUCGCCGAACCGGGGACAAGACGCCAUCCGAGCCGACGCCAUACUCACCGUGCUAGUGAAGCCGACAUCAGUGACAGCCAGCUCGACGAGCAGGUCACCGCGGCUCGGCCUGUACGAGGUCGGUCAGGGCAGUCAGCUGACUCUGCGCUGUGACGUCACCGGUGCCCGGCCGGCCGCCCAGGUCCAGUGGCAGCGCAAUGGAGUCCCUGUUCAACUUGACCAAGAGGACUCUUUUUCCGGCUGGGGCCACCCGGGCCGUAACGACACGACCUCUGUGGUGACCCUGCGACCCACGGCAGCCGACGACGGGGCCGGCAUCUCCUGUGUGGCCCACCACCCGGCAAUUGCACCCGAGGACCGCAAGUUCUUCAACUCGACCGUCCAGCUAUCGGUGCUGUACCCUCCGGGCGCCCCGGAGAUCAGUGGCUACACGGAGGGAGAGGUGGUCAGUAUCGGACAGCAGAAGACACUCACGUGCAUCUCCAGAGGCGGAAACCCGCCCGCCCAGCUGGUCUGGCUCAAGAACGGACGGCCGAUCGGCUCCAAGUACCGUGCACUGCCGGGUCACACGCUGGCCGAACACCGACUGCGGGCUGAUGUGUCUGACCUCGGGGCGGUCUACAGCUGCCAGGCCAGCUCACACGUGCAGCCGGAGCCGCUGACCGCCUCCGUCCGAACGAUGGUGAACUUCGGUCCGGACCUGGUAACGAUCGAAGGCACGCGUGAGGCUCGCGGCGGCGACCUGGUCCGCUUAACGUGCGUCACGUCCAGCAGCAGUCCGGCGGCCAACAUCACCUGGGUCAUCAACGACAGGACAAUGGAGAACACGAGCCAGGAGACGUCUGUGGCGGGCGACGGCGGCUGGAUCAGCAGCUCCAACAUCUCCACCGUGGUGCCGAUCGGCAUGCGACAGGACAUGACGGUGGCCUGCUACGGACUCAACCCCGCGCUCGGGCGCACCAAAGUCGGAUCGGCCAAGAUCACCGUGCUUCACCCUCCGGAGCCGCCGACGAUCCUGGGCUACGAGUCGGGCUCCCACCUGCGGGCCGGAGAGCGGGUGUCUCUCUCGUGCGUCUCGCAGGGCGGCAACCCGCCGGCCACGCUCACCUGGUACCGGGGUGACACGGAGCUGGCCUCGAGCACAGAGGUGCGCGACAGCGUGGCCAGGAGCGUGGUCACGUUCCAGGUGGACCACGCCGACAACGGACGCGUCUACACCUGCCGAAGCACCAACUCAGCUGAAGGCAAACAGCAAACCGUCAGCACCACACUCAAUGUGUUCUUCCCUCCGUCGAGCCUGAAGCUGGAGGUGCGUCCGGACGUGUUGCGGGCGGGCAGUCAAGCUCUGCUUACUUGCGAGUCGAGACCGUCGUACCCGGAGGCUGAGCUGACCUGGUGGCGAGACAACGUCCAGGUCACCGACGGGGUCACCACCCUCGAGACAUUCAAAGCCGGAAAACACGGAGGGUCAUCCAGCCGCCUGCAGCUGCGGAGAAACCUGACUUGGACCGACGACGGGGCGGCCUAUUCGUGCAGGGCUCACGUGGCACCUCUGAGGGGCAUUGUGGAGGACAGACUCAUCCUGGACGUCUCCUACGCGCCCGUGUUCAGCAAGAGCCUCUUCUCGGAAGAGUUUGUCGUCGACUCGAGCCACGUCCUGAACCUGACAGCGCGGGCCCGGCCGGCCGGGGUGCGCUACCACUGGACCCGGGAGUCACCGGGCGGCGGGCCGGUGCCAGCAGAGGGUCCCGUGCUGCGGCUGGACUCUGUGAGCCGCACUGACGCCGGCUGGUAUCACCUGGAGGCCUCCAACGAACUGGGCAUCACCACCGUGCGCGUCCACAUCAACGUGCUCUACCCCCCUCAAAUCGUCUCCGUCUCCGGCGUGUCGAUGGUCUCGACUGGGGAGGACGCCGUGCUGGAGUGUUCGGCCGACGCCAACCCGGCCGCGCCCGGCAUGAUCUCCUGGCAUCGAGAGGGCUUCAACCUGGCCUCGGACCGGGUGAGCACGUUCACAAGGAACGGCACCUCCUACCUGACGGUCCACAACGCCACCAAGGAGGACAUCGGCGAGUUCCUGUGUCGGGCUGACAACGGAGUUGGACAGGCCACCGCCACCGCCGCCCUGCUUGUCAAACACGGACCAGAGAUGGACGAGCGACCUCAGUUCCGGCGCGCCGCGGCCGCCGCUGGACGGACGGCCCGACUGCCGUGCCGCGCCGCCGGCGUACCCAACGUCACCUUCCAGUGGUCCAAGGCGGGCGUGCUCAUUGACGGCACCAUCCACCAGAAGUACCGGCUGGCGCAGUCACAGCUGGACCUGCAGACGUGGCAGUCGGUGCUCCGCAUCAAGGAUGUCCAGUCCUCGGACUACGCCACAUACGAGUGUGUCGCCCUCAACGAGCUGGGCUCCCAGCGUCAGCAGAUAGAGCUGGGCCGUCCCAGUGCACCGGACCCUCCGCUGGGUCUGAAGGUGGUCAACGUGUCACACGACUCGGCCACCGUGGCCUGGGAAGCCGGAUUUGACGGUGGGCAGAAACAGAUGUACCGUGUCCGUCUGACGGAGGGGUCCGACCGGCACCAGUACCGGGACGUGCAGCCGCUCAACACCACCAUCUUCACCGUCACCGGCCUGCAGGCCAGCACCGCCUACAUGGCCUCCGUCAUGGCCUACAGCAGGCUCGGUGACAGCGCCUACAGCCAGCCGGUGCGACUGCAGACCGCAGCAGGUCCGCCGCCCGUCAGCUACGUCACUGACCGCGACGAGCCGGGCGGACCGGCCGCCUUCCCGCGCGUGGCCGUCAUCUCCGUCACCGCCGUCGGCGCCCUCCUGCUCAUCCUCAACGUCAUCUUCAUCGGCUGCUACCGCCGGCGCCGGCACCUCAAGAAGCAGAAGGCCGCGACGAGCGAGGCGAGCACCAAAUCGGAGACGCUCCACAUGUACGGCAACGAGACGGUCAGCUCGAUGUCUGUGAAGAGCGGCGAGAGCUACCCCCGGGAGGACAGCAUGGACGACUACGACGCGUCACGGCACUGCUACGACCCGUACGCAGGCGGCAGUGUCUCGGAAACUGCCGUGGAGUACACCAACCACUUGCGGUCGCCGUCCCGAGCAGCUGACUUCGGGCACGACCAGUAUGUGGAAGCCCUCAGGAGGAACUCGUACACCUAUACAGCCGGUUCUUCCGUGGAGACAGCUGGCAACCAUUUCACCACGUACACCACACAGCCGCCACGGGCGCCUCAGUUCCGCACGUCGGCUCUGGACGCGCCCACACCGGACCUGCUGCACUCGAGCGGGCCCGGCUCAGGCUACUUUCCCCCGGAGCCGCCGGCCGGCCCCGGCCGCCACUACUCGACGCUGCCGCACCAGCGGAGGGCAGCCGCCGCCACCGCCGCGGCGCCCCUGUCCAGCUUCAACCGGCAGUGCUCCAGGCUGGCGAGCCCGCCGCCGACAGUCAUCACUGACAAGGCGCCCCUGGAGCAGCGGGGACACCUGGUGUAGCGCUCCUCUGGAACAGCGGGGACUCUUGGUGUAGCGUGCUGCUUCUUCUCCCACCAAUACGGACCAGCCCGAACAGAUUCCUGUCCUGAACUUCCCCCUUGAUCCUCGUCCCGACCUGAGAUGGCCUCUUCUGGCCUCUCCUGAUCCUGUGACCCUGUAUGCUGCUCCCCACGGAUCUAACACUCGACUGUGAUAUCUGGGACGCUGAAGGCGCGACAGACGGUUUGUGUGUGUGUGUGCGCGCGCGGGCUUGUCUGUGUGUUUUUCGUUAUGUGUAUGUGUAGACUGGUGCGACUACCGUUGCUGGAAGUGUCCGUUGUUAAGAGUGUGAAGUUCUUGGCAUGUCUUAUCGUGGAACCAGUGAGAAGCCACGCUACACGGGAGAAAUGACAGUCAUGAAACGUAUGAAGUGAAACACCAAAUGAAUUUGAAGGACUUCCGGGCAGCGAAAUUAGUUCUCGACGAGCACAGACAUGUGUAGAGCUUAGCCUGCAAGAUGCGGCUUGCGGGACUUGUGUGCUUUGUGAACCAAUACUUAGCGGAGGCAAUGUCGCCGUUGUUAUCAAGCUGACGUGAGUGCAUAUGUCUCAUAUGGGACAUGCUGACGUAACUGUGUAUCUGUACGUAUUGGCAUUAUUACAUAUACUGCUGAUGUGCUUUGCUCAUGGCUGGGAGUGGAUGACUGAAGACGACUUUGUGUUCCACAGGAUCAGAGCCGAUGGAUAAGGUAUUUUGUACGGAUUUAUGUUGAUGUUUUGUGCGCUGUCUUCACAACAUCGGACUGACAUUCGAGGGCAUCUCGCUGCCUGGACGACGCAUCAUACUUCACCGCGCACUAGUCAUGUGUGGAUCUAAUUGGCUAACGUUGCUGGGACGUCACUGUAGCUCCGUGGGGUUAUUGAUUUGAUGACGUAGUUCUACAUACAGCAGCGAUAGCUUGGUCUGCGAGUGUCAGCUGCCCAGCCGGAGUGCAGGCUAUGCUCUUCGUCUUCAAGCAGCAGACCGAUAAUUUGUAAAUGCAUCAUGUUUUUGUACAAAUACACAAAAUCGCGUUAUGUA
Messenger RNA from Amphibalanus amphitrite, 5015 nucleotides. RefSeq names its product nephrin-like. Gene Ontology annotation, cellular component: cell-cell junction. Lineage: Eukaryota; Metazoa; Arthropoda; Thecostraca; Balanomorpha; Balanidae. Gene Ontology annotation, biological process: cell-cell adhesion. The record is from RefSeq and is a predicted model, not a curated record. Bases 141 to 3956 code for a protein of 1271 amino acids. Gene Ontology annotation, molecular function: cell adhesion molecule binding. The transcript is spliced from 20 exons.